AUGUUCGCGGUGGUGGUUUUGGCUUUGAGUACCAAGAAGCUCGCUGUUGGGGUCACAUUGUCUGCUUUUCUGCUUCUGUUUCUUGAAUACGCGGGUAAGCACUUGGCUUGUUUCUUCAAACCAUGCUCGAAAGCGAAAUCUGUUUUGCAAAACAUGGCUCAGAGGGCGUCUUCAUUUUUAUUGUUUCUGAAUGGUUUUCAUGAGAGUGAGGAUUUGAAGGGGGUGAUUGUAUGUGAAAAUACUGGGGAUGUUGUGUUUGAAUUGGUUGAUGCUACGAGUGAUUCAGACUCUGCUAUUGGAGAGAUUCAGAUUGUUGAGUCUAACAAGAAGGGAAGUGUGUGUGUUGAUGAAACUGGUGGAGACAGACCUUUGAUUGCUUUACUUGGUGCAGAUUAUGAGAAGGAGAGGGUCGUGGAUAAGAGAGAUGUUGGUGAUAAAACUUUGGUUGAGUUGCUUGGUAUGGAUUAUGAGAAGAGGACGGUGGUGGAUAAGAGAAGAGUGGGUGCAGAAAAGGCAGUCGGUGAAAGAACUUUGGUUGAGUUGCUUGGUAAGGAUUAUAAGAAGAUAAAGGUAGUGGAGGGUGGUGAAGAUGGAGGUGAAUUUAUAGCAGAUAAGAAGAGUAAGGGUGGCAAAAAUUCUAACAUUAAAUCAAAACUUAUCAAGAAAUUUGUGCCUAAGAAGUUGCGCAGAAAGGGUAAGCAAAAUGAACCGGAGCUGGAGCCUCUCCUAAGCAGUGAAGUUUCUUGUCACAUGGGAGAUGAUAACGUAGAGGGAUGUGAAGAACAUGAAGACCAUAAAGAUGUGAAACAAGAGGAACAGGAAAGCGAAAACAUGUCAGUGUUUUCUGCAGAAGAGAAAAGUGAAAUCCAAGGAUUUGACGGAGUUUCUGAUCUUGGCGAAGGAUCAUUGGCUGGGGGAGAAACACCCUUGAUUGUUGAAAGGAAGGGAAGAGAAGGGAAUUUAGGGUAUCUGGUUCUCUUUCUAAUUGUUCUUGCUGGACUUUUCGGAGGUCGGAUUGUUGCCCUGAUGCUUACAAUCACAAGCUGCUUUAUGCCGAAGUUGGCUGGAAGCCUGAGGAGAUCGACUGGGGUGCAGAAAAUACUGGCCAGAAGACACUCGUUUGCCCCAAAAGUUGCUCCGAAAGUAUUGAGCGACUUUGUUACACAGAUGGCACUUGUAAUCUAA
This is a messenger RNA of Prunus armeniaca (apricot), 1185 nucleotides long. The record is from the annotation of a GenBank genome assembly. Lineage: Eukaryota; Viridiplantae; Streptophyta; Magnoliopsida; Rosales; Rosaceae.